AUGCGGGAGCGGAGGAGCCCGCAGCCGGCCGUGGCCCGGUGCAAGCUGGUGCUGGUGGGGGACGUGCAGUGCGGGAAAACCGCCAUGCUGCAGGUGCUGGCGAAGGACUGUUACCCCGAGACCUACGUGCCCACGGUGUUCGAGAACUACACGGCCUGCCUGGAGACGGAGGAGCAGCGCGUGGAGCUGAGCCUCUGGGACACCUCUGGGUCCCCAUACUACGACAAUGUGCGCCCCCUCUGCUACAGCGACUCGGACGCCGUCCUGCUCUGCUUCGAUGUGGGCCGUCCCGAGACCAUGGACAGUGCCCUGAAGAAGUGGAAGACCGAAAUCCUGGACUACUGCCCCAGCACCCGCGUGCUGCUGAUUGGCUGCAAGACGGAUCUGCGGACUGACCUGAGCACCCUGAUGGAGCUGUCCCACCAAAAGCAGGCGCCCGUCUCCUACGAGCAGGGCUGCGCCGUGGCCAAGCAGCUGGGAGCAGAGAACUACCUGGAGUGCUCAGCCUUCACGUCCGAGAAGAGUGUGCACAGCGUCUUCCGGACAGCAUCCACCAUCUGCCUGAGCAAGGCCAGCCCCCCGCUCCCCAAGAGCCCCGGGCGCAGCUUCUCCAAGAGACUCCUGCACCUGCCCAGCCGAUCCGAACUCCUCUCUUCCACCUUCAAGAAGGAGAAGGCUAAAAGCUGCUCCAUCAUGUGA
Molecule: messenger RNA, 699 nt
Organism: Emys orbicularis (European pond turtle)
Lineage: Eukaryota; Metazoa; Chordata; Testudines; Emydidae
Gene: RND1
Product: Rho family GTPase 1
Exons: 5
Coding region: 1-699 (232 amino acids)
Biological process (GO): small GTPase-mediated signal transduction
Cellular component (GO): cytosol
Molecular function (GO): GTP binding; GTPase activity; protein kinase binding
Source: RefSeq, a predicted model, not a curated record